Molecule: messenger RNA, 1251 nt
Organism: Mycena indigotica
Lineage: Eukaryota; Fungi; Basidiomycota; Agaricomycetes; Agaricales; Mycenaceae
Product: Glycoside hydrolase family 18 protein
Exons: 6
Coding region: 1-1251 (416 amino acids)
Biological process (GO): chitin catabolic process; carbohydrate metabolic process
Cellular component (GO): extracellular region
Molecular function (GO): chitin binding; chitinase activity
Source: RefSeq, a predicted model, not a curated record
AUGUACUACCCUCUUCUCGUCGUCGUCCCCUCAUUCAUUUCACUGGCCAUUGCGGGCCAAAUUCAGCAAUUCAAGAACAAGCCUUCUAUCUCAAGCGCAUGGUUCACGGGCUGGCACGCUGCCGAUAUUAAGCCGGCCUUUGCGGUGGCCGAUGUUAGCUGGGACAAGUACACCCACUUAAUUUACUCGUUUGCUGAAACUACCUCGAAUGUCCAAACUCUAGAUUUGAGUGGUUCUGAGCCAACGAUUCUGCCUGUCUUCGUCAAAACCGCGCAUCAAAAUGGCGUCAAAGCGAUGAUAUCUGUGGGAGGCUGGACGGGAAGCAGAUUCUUUUCGACAGAUAUCGCGACGGCCGCGAAUAGAACUGCAUUUGUCAAAACCAUCAUCGAUUUCGUCCAAAAGUACAAUCUUGAUGGUGUCAAUAUUGACUGGGAAUACCCAAAUAACCAAGGCAUUGGCUGCAACACGAUCAACAAACAAGACUCUAGCCAUCUGCUUUCCUUCCUCAAAGCAUUGCGUAAGGAUCCAGUUGGUGCAACACUUGUUGUAUCAGCUGCGGUCGUUGGCCCAUUCAUUGGCUCAAAUGGCGAUCCAAUGUCCGAUGUUUCUGCGUUUGCCGAAGUCCUAGACCAUGUUCAGGUUAUGAACUAUGAUGUGAAUGGACCUUGGUCAGCUGCAGUAGGACCAAAUGCGCCGCUUAAUGACACUUGUGCCCCCGACAACUUCCAAUCCGGUUCUGCGGUUGAUUUUGUUUCCGCUUGGUCCCAGGCAGGUUUCCCGACGAGUAAGAUCGUCCUGGGCGUCGCUUCGUAUGGCCACUCUUUUGUUGUCGCAGAAAAAGACGCCUUCACCGAUUCGAAAAAAACUCAAUUAGCGUUGUACGCUCCGUUCAACGCUUCCGUGGCUCCUGCAGGCGAUGCAUGGGAUGACGCAGCAGGUGUUGAUGAGUGCGGUAACUUUCAGAGCCAGGGAGGAGUGAUUAACUUCUGGGGUCUAAUCGCGCAAGGAUAUCUCAAUCCUGAUGGCACCCCCAAAGCCAGUGUUCCAUACAUGUACGACACCUGCACGCAAACACCGUUUGUUUAUAAUACGACCACCAAGGUCAUGAUUUCCUAUGACGAUGCAAGGUCAUUUGCGGCUAAAGGUGCCUGGAUCAAGUCUGCUGGGCUUGCUGGUUUUGCGAUAUGGGAGGCAGGAGGAGAUCCAAAUGAUAUUUUACUGGAUUCCAUCCGUACUGCCGCUGGGUUUUGA